UCAAUAAAUAUAUUGUACUGAUUUUUUUUCAGAACAAAUUUAUGUAUUUAAUGGAUGACAUUUUUGCUUCAGUAGAUAUUAAUGUUGCUCAACAUCUAUAUAAACAUUGUAUUAAUGGGUUACUUAAAGAUAAAACACGUAUUAUUUGUACCCAUAAUAGUCAAUUUUUACUCUCAGCUGAUUGGGUAUUAAUAAUGAAUAAUGGUACUAUUGUAAAUCAAGGUCGGCCUUUCGAAGUACUUAAUGAUUAUGAUGUAAAAGCUGUGGAUGUAAAGUUUGAGGAAGCAAAUAGUAACUCAUACUUAUCUAUGGAUGAUUGGACACCAGUUAAAGAAUCAGAAAUUAAAAAUGAUUUGAAUGACAUAGAAAACCAAGAAGAAGGAGUGGUUAAUUCAUCUGUUUAUAAAAAAUAUUGGAAAUCUGUUGGGAAUUUAGUUGUAAUACUGCUAUUUUUUGCCAUGGUUAUUAUGCAGCAGAGAGCACAUGGCUACAACCACGCUCACACCACUACCAUAAUAUCCUCUCCCGGGACCCACUAUGUUGGCCAACCCGGUAAUGCUAUAUCCCCUCCGCUGUAUUCUCACAUGGUACAGAUGGGACUUGAGAGGAGGAAUACGCAACUAUAACCAGUGCUGAUCAGUUUUGGUCAAUGUGCCAUGU
This is a messenger RNA of Acyrthosiphon pisum (pea aphid), 660 nucleotides long. Its product is annotated as multidrug resistance-associated protein 7-like. Gene Ontology annotation, molecular function: ATPase-coupled transmembrane transporter activity. Gene Ontology annotation, biological process: transmembrane transport. Gene Ontology annotation, cellular component: membrane. Lineage: Eukaryota; Metazoa; Arthropoda; Insecta; Hemiptera; Aphididae. The coding region runs from base 42 to 626 and encodes 194 amino acids. The transcript has 2 exons. The record is from RefSeq and is a predicted model, not a curated record.